ACCGUGUACCUGGACAGCUUUAACUGAUGUGACCGGUGAGUUCCAUUGACAGUGCUGAACUUCCUCGUUGUCAUUUGAUCUGAGGAGAGGAGGCGUGAAGCCCACAGACAAAAGCAGUGGGAAUGCCAGGAAAUGAGCAUGAGACUGCCGGAGGAGCCAGUAGAGGGCGACAUCAACACCAGCAGCAGCCAAGAGAGCAGAGAACAGAGGGUGGCAGGAUUCGCCAUCUCAGCGAAGGCCACCCCUCCCCUCCGACCCCCACACGCUGCCCCAGCCCUCAGGUAACAUUCCCCUUCAACCUGGGUGCCCUUACCCCCCUCGUCAGGACCUCCCGGCUUCAAGCUCUACUCCUGCAGCAAUGUGCAGGUGAUGAGGUAAGCAGCCAGCUCCUCCAGCUGAUGGCCAUGCGCCUUGAGGAAAGCCAGCAGAGACCCACUGUCCUCCGCAGAGGGAUCCCACAAACCACUCAGGCCAGUGACUCCACUCUCAGAGAGAGCCUGGCAGCAGCUUCUUUCCUAAAGGCUGAGCAACACUCCCCCAAGCCCAAAGGUUUUCCCCUUGUCCCUUUUGAGCCCAGGAAGAGCAUCAUCAGUCAGUUCAGAGCUUUGUUUGUGAACGGAUUCUGUCGGUGGCCGGGGUGUGAAGAGGUUUUUGAAGAAUAUUCCCAUUUUCUGAAGCACCUGCACAGUGAGCACAGCCCAGGCGAGCGCAGCCUAGCUCAGUGCCGCGUACAGCAGGACAUGGUGCGGCACAUGGAGAACCAGCUCAAUUUGGAGAGACAGAAACUUCAGGCUAUGCAGCUUCACCUGUCUGUUCCUGCAAAGCCUGCCCAGGCUUCACCUGAAGAGAAUCCAGAAGGACCACACAGCUUGUUGGUGGACUCGCCCCAACCUCAUGUGACAGAUGGCGCCUCCUACUGUGGAAGUAACGAUGCAACAGAAGUGUUGAGACAAAGCUAUGGGCAUGUACCCACAUCUCACCUCAUGCCAGAAAUAAUUCCCAGUAUUGAAUGCUACAAAUACAACAACAUCAGACCGCCUUUUACCUAUGCCUCUCUAAUCCGAUGGGCCAUUCUAGAGUCUCCUGACAAGCAGCUCAGCCUCAAUCAGAUCUAUCACUGGUUCACCCAAAUGUUCUUCUACUUCCGUCACAACACCUCCACCUGGAAGAACGCCGUGCGUCACAAUCUCAGCCUCCACAGGUGCUUUGUGCGGGUGGAGAGAGGGAAAGGCGCCGUGUGGACUGUGGAUGAAGUGGAGUUCCAGAAGCGAAGAGGACAGAAGUUUAACCGGGAUCAUGGUCUGGGAUGCCUGACUCCCUACACCUUCUGCCCCCCUCGGUCCUGGCCCGGGGGUCUGCCGGAGCCCCACUGAGAGGCAUAUUCCCCACGCCCCACGCCCUGACCACUGCUUACGGGACACCAUCAUGUUCCCCACGCCCCACGCCCUGACCACUGCUCACGGGACACCAUCAUGUUCCCCACGCCCCACGCCCUGACCACUGCUCACGGGACACCAUCAUGUUCCCCACGCCCCAUGCCCUGACCACUGCUUACGGGACACCAUCAUGUUCCCCACGCCCCACGCCCUGACCACUGCUCACGGGACACCAUCAUGUUCCCCACGCCCCACGCCCUGACCACUGCUCACGGGACACCAUCAUGUUCCCCACGCCCCAUGCCCUGACCACUGCUUACGGGACACCAUCAUGUUCCCCACGCCCUGACCACUGCUUACGGGA
Conger conger (European conger) is the source of this 1740-nucleotide messenger RNA. It is a transcript of the gene foxp3b, whose product is annotated as forkhead box P3b. Gene Ontology annotation, molecular function: DNA-binding transcription repressor activity, RNA polymerase II-specific; RNA polymerase II cis-regulatory region sequence-specific DNA binding. Gene Ontology annotation, biological process: regulation of transcription by RNA polymerase II. The coding region runs from base 123 to 1373 and encodes 416 amino acids. The record is from RefSeq and is a predicted model, not a curated record. Lineage: Eukaryota; Metazoa; Chordata; Actinopteri; Anguilliformes; Congridae. Gene Ontology annotation, cellular component: nucleus. The transcript is spliced from 13 exons.